AGCUGCCAAAGCUAACCAGCCAUAACUUGGUCCACUUUUUCUGGUAAUUACGGUAGCUCUGCGCAUGCGCAGAACGCAACAUCCGGAAAUAAUAUUGUAGGCGAGAAUUAAAACCUCUUGAGUUGAGAGGGGUGGUCGCGACUCGGUGAAAUUGUUCCGCUGAUAGCGCAUAACAUCCGUAAAACAUGAACGCGGAUCUUUUUUAACCGACGACAAUAUUUGUUCGCUCAACUGGAGUGGAAUUUCAUCUUUCUGGGGUUUGAUUUGUGCGGUCACUGGCUUAAAGCUAGAGGAACAGGGUCCAUUCCAUUGGCUGUAUACAAAGUUACGGGUGACAGCCGUUGCUACUGUUGAUGUCAUAUUGUUUUAUCCACACGCGUAUUUAAAUUAAGUGUUGUUAUUGUAAAGCGGAUGUUUUUAAACAUGAAGAAUAACUGGUGCUGAUAUAUGGCGUAAGAGGGAUUCGUUGAUAGUUUUGUUGGACACAACUUUAUUUAUUAUAUGUGCGACUGAACACUAGUAAAGCUAUGGCGGAAUCGGUCAAGACCUUUCAAGCGCACCUGACCGCUGUCAUGGACAGUUUAGUCCGCGCAUCCGUGUGCGAGAUCACCAAACUCUUCCAGGACACGGUGAACGACUACCUGGUGGAAAUCUCGCUGAACAGAAAAGAGAACGAAGCGCUGAAAUUGAGACUGAGGCUGACAGAGAAUAAAUUGAGAAACGAACGCAAAUAUGGCAUGGGCUGGGCGGCUAGUCGGCGUGCGGCUGGUCUGCUUGGCGCGGACGACACCGUGCGCAAAGCGCGAAGAAUGGAUCUCCAAAGAGGCAAGCAAGGGAAGGAGUGGAGUGCUAAUGCGUGGGAGGAGGGGACUGGAAGAGUGAGGGAUGAGAGGAGGGACGUGUUCCGUGUCCAUCUGCCAGCUGGAGGAGGUGGAGGUGGGGAGGAGGAGGAGGAGGAAAGGAUAUGUCUCUCUGGGGAGAGGAAGGAGGUGGCCAGCAUUAAAGAGGAGGUGGAAGGCUACAGAUCAGACUCCCUGAGGCUGUUGCAAGAGGCUCUACAGAUGAACCAAAGUGAAACCAGCCCUCCCUCCCCCAGUCCCACCCACGGAGAAAUGGGCCCCACCCCUACUGGCCCUCAAUCCACUGCUGCUGAAGUGUGGGAGGAACAACCGGCCUUGUCAGAGGAACAAAUGACUGGUGGAGACGAGCUCAGUGGACUGGAGACGGCCCUCAAGGCGGAGCGUGAACGUGAAGAGGCGGAGUCCGGCCUGGGUAGCCCAUCUCAGGAGGCGUGUGGAUCUGAAGGUGUGGCCUUCAUCGGAUUAGAUGGUUUAUGCAGCUCUCAACAGGGUAUGUCGUCCUCGUCACAUAGGGCAGACCCUGCAGAACUCCCAUCAGCCCCUACGAACAAGGAAGAGGAAGAGGAGUCAGGAGGAGAGAGCGGCGACAUGCUGCAUUUCUGCGCACGGUGCGGCAGCGGCUUCAAUUCCACAUCUGACCUCAUGAAGCACUCAUGUCCUGCGGCCGAGGAUCGGCCUUAUCAGUGUUCGGUGUGCGGGAGAGCGUUCGGCCACGCCUGGAGCCUUAAAAGCCACGAAUGCGUGCAGGCGGGAGAGCAGCCGCACCACUGCGAACUCUGUGGCAAACGCUUCACGCACUCGCGGUCCCUUGAGCGCCAUCAGCUGGUUCAUACAGGUGAGCGUCCCCACAGGUGCCCGCAGUGCGGCCGCAGCUUCAGUCGUCUCGGCAACCUGGAGAGGCACCAGCGCAUCCACACGGGUGAAAGGCCGUAUGAGUGCGGGGCGUGUGGGAAACGAUUCAGUCGAGUGGAAUACCUGAAACGGCAUCAGCACAUCCACAUUGGAGAAGCAAUGGUGAAACUCCCACCGCUGCGAAACUCCCACCACUGCUCCCAGUGCAACCAGACAUUCAGCGAUACUGAGCAGUUCAAGCAGCAUCAAUGUCUGUAUAACACUUAAUAUUAUUCAGUGUUCAUGAGGAUCUUGUUCUUACACAAUACUAGACCUUAACUAGUCAGAUCUGCAGCGCUCAAAACACCUUAUUCUUCAUAUUUCUAUUCAUUUUCUGUAUUUCUAAUUUUCUUUUAGCAUCUUACCACAUGCUUCUUCCUUUAAUGACCCCAAACAAGAUCUCAUUACUGACUUGUACACAAACCCUACGCCUCAAAGCAAAGCACACUUAACCUAGUGCAAAGACAAUAUCUCAGAGUGGAAUUUCUUAUUUAUUAUUAUUAUAUUAUUACUCAGAAACUGUCAACGCAUUAUUCACAGUUAAAGUAUAUAUAUAGCAACAUAACAAGCACCUCUGUUCCAACUCCAAAAAUGCAAAUAACUCUAUUUUUGUUAUGUUGAGCUACUUAUAACAGGUUGUGAAAUACAAGGACGUUUAUAACAACUUGUUGUUUCUUAUUAAUAACAAAUUGUGUUAUUCAUCCAUUCUUUAGUAUGUUUUUUUUUUCUCUUAUAGAUCCCAUGUGUUGUUUUUACUCAAUUCAGAAGUGAAAUAUUUGUUGUGAUGAUAACAGUAUUGCUUUAGGUUUUUUUUGUUUUUUUUUCAUGUUGUAUUUCAUUUACUUCAUACCGUAUUAAACAUUAUGGUAAAUGUAAAAUAAAAAUCCUAUCCAAAUA
This is a messenger RNA of Megalobrama amblycephala (Wuchang bream), 2648 nucleotides long. RefSeq names its product zinc finger and SCAN domain-containing protein 22. Gene Ontology annotation, biological process: regulation of transcription by RNA polymerase II. Gene Ontology annotation, cellular component: nucleus. The coding region runs from base 528 to 1979 and encodes 483 amino acids. The record is from RefSeq and is a predicted model, not a curated record. NCBI's taxonomy places the organism in Eukaryota, Metazoa, Chordata, Actinopteri, Cypriniformes, Xenocyprididae. Gene Ontology annotation, molecular function: RNA polymerase II cis-regulatory region sequence-specific DNA binding; DNA-binding transcription factor activity. The transcript is spliced from 4 exons.